Messenger RNA from Cuculus canorus (common cuckoo), 3801 nucleotides. It is a transcript of the gene MTSS2, whose product is annotated as MTSS I-BAR domain containing 2. Gene Ontology annotation, biological process: cell projection assembly; plasma membrane organization. The record is from RefSeq and is a predicted model, not a curated record. Gene Ontology annotation, molecular function: actin binding; phospholipid binding. The transcript has 15 exons. Lineage: Eukaryota; Metazoa; Chordata; Aves; Cuculiformes; Cuculidae. Gene Ontology annotation, cellular component: cytoplasmic side of plasma membrane; actin cytoskeleton. Bases 90 to 2243 code for a protein of 717 amino acids.
CUGCCCCGCCCGCCCCCCGCCCGGCUCCGCCGCCCCCCGCCGCCGCUCAGCGCCCGGCCCCGCCGCCCGGCCCGGCGGCCGCAGCCGCCAUGGACACGGCCGAGAAGGAGUGCGGGGCGCUCGGCGGGCUCUUCCAAGCCAUCAUCAACGACAUGAAGAGCUCCUACCCCAUCUGGGAGGAUUUCAACUCGAAGGCCACCAAGCUGCACUCCCAGCUCCGGACCACGGUGCUGGCUGCAGUCGCCUUCCUGGAUGCCUUCCAGAAAGUGGCCGACAUGGCCACCAACACGCGAGGUGCCACGAGGGACAUCGGCUCCGCACUGACCCGCAUGUGCAUGCGGCACCGGAGCAUCGAGGCCAAGCUCCGGCAGUUCACCAAUGCCCUCAUGGAGAGCCUGAUAAACCCUUUGCAGGACAGGAUCGAGGACUGGAAGAAAACUGCCAACCAGCUGGACAAGGACCACGCGAAAGAAUACAAGCGAGCCCGCCACGAGAUCAAGAAAAAAUCCUCCGACACCCUCAAGCUCCAGAAAAAAGCUCGCAAAGAGCUGCUCGGGAAGGGGGACCUACAGCCCCAGCUGGACAACGCGCUGCAGGACGUCAAUGACAUGUACCUGCUGCUGGAGGAGACGGAGAAGCAGGCUGUGCGCAAAGCCCUCAUCGAGGAGCGGGGUCGCUUCUGCACCUUCAUCACCUUUCUGCAGCCCGUGGUGAAUGGCGAGCUCACCAUGCUGGGAGAGAUAACCCACCUGCAGGGCAUCAUCGAGGACCUGGUGGUGCUCACGGCUGAGCCCCACAAGCUGCCCCCCGCCAGCGAGCAGGUGAUCAAGGACCUGAAGGGCUCCGACUACAGCUGGUCCUACCAGACUCCCCCGUCCUCUCCCAGCAGCUCCAGCUCCCGCAAAUCCAGCAUGUGCAGCAGCGUUAGCAGUGCCAAGGGUGGCAUGGCGUGGCCCGGCGGGGCUCAGACCUGCUCACCCAGUUCCACCUAUCGCUACCGCAGCCUGGCGCAGCCCCCCGCCGCCGCCACCCGCCUCUCCAGCGUCUCCUCGCACGACUCUGGCUUCAUCUCCCAGGACGCUGCUUACUCCAAACCGCCUUCCCCCAUGCCCUCGGACAUCACCAGCCAGCAGAAGUCCUCCAGCUCAGCGUCCUCAGAAGCCUCCGAAACCUGCCAGUCGGUUAGCGAGUGCAGCUCCCCCACCUCGGACUGGUCCAAGGCCAGCCCCUACGACCAGCCAGUGGUCCCCACCCUGCAGCGGCGCAAGGACCGCGUCGAGCACCUGCGGGAGGCCGAAAUGGGCUCGUCCGCCAGUGGGUACCCGGCCAUCGGCGGCGAGGAUGCUCCCAGGCCCCGGAUGUCACCGGCGACAAUUGCUGCCAAGCACGGGGAGGAGGUGUCCCCUGCCGCCAGUGACCUGGCCAUGGUCUUGACCCGGGGGCUGAGCCUGGAGCACCAGAAGAGUAGCCGGGACUCUCUGCAGUACUCCAGCGGCUACAGCACACAGACCACCACUCCCUCCUGCUCCGAGGACACCAUCCCUUCCCAAGGCUCUGACUACGACUGCUACUCAGUGAAUGGUGACGUUGAGUGUGACCCCCAGAGCGACUUCGACAAGUCCUCCACCAUCCCGCGCAACAGCAACAUCGCCCAGAACUACCGGCGGAUGAUCCAGACCAAGCGUCCCGCCUCCACUGCCGGGCUGCCCACCGGCACCAACCUACCAACCGGCACCACACCAGGGGUGGCCACCAUCCGCCGCACGCCCUCCACCAAGCCCUCGGUCCGCCGUACCCUCUCCAACGCCGGCCCCAUCCCCAUCCGACCCCCCAUCGUCCCCGUGAAGACCCCCACAGUGCCCGACUCCCCCGGUUACACUGGCCCCACACGAGUGGGCAGCGAAGAGUGCGUCUUCUAUACCGACGAUGCCUCACCGAACCCCCUGGAUUUUGCCAAAGCUUCGCCCAAGCGGCUGAGCCUUCCCAAUACCGCCUGGGGUGGCGGUGCCAUGGAGAUCUCUGUCUACGCCGGCACCGGCCAGCACCUCUCCACCGAGGAAGAGGAGGACCAGCAGUUGGCCGCCAACCGGCACAGCUUGGUGGAGAAGAUCGGAGAGCUGGUGGCCGGUGCCCACGCCCUGGGAGAAGGCCAGUUCCCCUUCCCCACCGCCCUUGUGGGGUCUGGCCCCAGCGAGGAGACCCCUGCGCCCCCCCCCAGCGGCCUCCAUGGACCCCCCAGCUGAAGACAUGCUGGUGGCCAUCCGGCGUGGGGUGCGCCUGCGCAGGACCAUCACCAACGACAGGUCGGCCCCGCGGAUAUUGUGAUGAAGCCCCAGCCAGCAGGGAUGUGCCCACCCGACGGAUCCCCGUGGGCACCUGCUGCACCUCCCCAGGAGCUCCCCCACCCGCCGGCACCCACUGCCCCCGCUCUCUGCUCCUCUGUCUCCUUCCCGUCCCUCCUGGCCUUUUCCUUUCAUUGCACCUUUCCUUCACACAUUCUCUCUUUGGCUUUUUCUUUUCUUUUUCUCUAGUCUCUUUCUUCUCUUUUCCUCUUUUCCUCUUUUCCUGUUGUUGUUGUUGUUGUUGUUCUUCUUCUUCUUCUUCUCUUGUUUUUCCUUUUCUUUUCCUCUUCCUUUCCUCUUCUUCUCCCCUUUCCUUUUCCUCCUUUCUCUCUCUCCUUUAUUAAUUUUUUCUUUCAUUUUCUCUUUUCAAUUUUCUCUUUUUCCUGUUUUUUCUUCUCUUUUGCUCUCUUCUUGUCUUCUUUCCUCUUCUACCCUUUCUUUUUUCUUUUUUUUCCUAUCUUUAUUAAUUUUUUCUCUUUCUUUUACAUUCUCUUUUUCAUUUUUUCCUUUUGUCUGUUUUCAUUCCUCUCUCGUUGCUCCUCUUUCCUCUCCCCGGGUGCAGGCGGGUGUCCGCAGCCCCAGCCGGAGGGGUCAGUGCCCGCAGGGCCGCGGCAGGAGCAGCAGCAGGAGCGGGGAGCCCUGGCCCUGACCCCCCCCCGGCUGCCUGCUGGGGCCAUUGGGUGAGACAGGAGCCACGGGGAUGGGGGGGACACAGCACGGCCCCCUCCAAUCUUGGAGACACAGGGACUGAGGAUGCCAGACCUCUGCUUUUCCACCCCGGGGGAACAGUGGGGACCCCCCCAGUCCCUCCAACCCCGUCCCUCUGCCUCAGCACCCACAGACCCUGCGCAGGCUCCCGCUGAGGGGGUGUCCGGGGGACCAGGGGUUCACCCACACCCCCCAAAGUGAAGCAGCUGAUUUCUGCCGGCGGCUGGAGGAAAGCACAACCCCUGUCCCCCGCUGUACAUAGCCCCCCGCCCCGCUGUCUGUCGCAUCGCAGCCCCCUUUUCCCUCCCCGUUAGGAAUAACGAUCUAGUUCCCCCCCAGCCCUUCUCCUGCCCAGAACUGCUGAUGCCAAGUGACAAAUGUUUGGGUUUGGGGGAGGGAGGGGGUCUCUUAUUUUGUACAGAAAACAAAAAUUCCUUGGAAAAGAAAAAAAAAUCCAACCUGUCUUUCAACUGAAGUAACUUUUCUGGUGCUGUUGUUAACUUGAUCCUUUGUUCUUUUUUUUAAUUUAUUUCCCCUCGUGCUCCCGCCUCUGCCGCCGCUUCCCCCUCCCCAUCCCUCUGCCAGGUUUUUCUCUCUUUUCUUUUAUUCCCUCUUUUCUUUCAAUUUUAUUUUUAUUUUAUUUUAUUUUGGUGGUAAUUCCCCUCUUUUCCACCCGUGUCCCCCCCUCCAAUUUCCAUAGUCACUGCUACAAGUAACGAAUGCACUGUGAAGAUUCCAGUAUUAAUAAAGG